Messenger RNA from Metarhizium acridum CQMa 102, 339 nucleotides. Lineage: Eukaryota; Fungi; Ascomycota; Sordariomycetes; Hypocreales; Clavicipitaceae. The record is from RefSeq and is a predicted model, not a curated record.
AUGAGCUCACGACCCAUUGGCCGCUGUGUGUACCGCCGCCAACAAAAGUUCCAACCAAGCGAACGCCGACUGAGAACCGAGCCGCCAACCAAAAACAUGCUGAUCUACUCUCUCGUAGGUGUUGAAACUCCGUCGCCCACCCAGCCAGGCAUCGUUGACAACUGCGACAAGUUCUGCUAUGUACAGAAAGACAACACAUGCGAGGAGGUUGCCGAGAAGAAUCACAUUAGCGUUGAGGAACUCAUCAAAUGGAACGAGGGUGCCGGUCCCGAGUGCCUCACCCUCUGGGCAAACACGUAUGCUUGCUAUCGCCGAAUGAAGCCACCGAAAGCCUCGUAA